CCCAAUUCUCCAUCUCACUUCCCAUUCAAAAUCUCGUCUCUCUGUAGCACAAAUCCAAUUAAUUCUUGCGUUUUACAGUAACAACAAUCAAAUGGCAGGUAGAGGAAAAACCCUAGGUUCUGGAGCAGCAAAGAAGGCUACAUCCCGUAGUAGCAAAGCCGGUCUUCAAUUUCCCGUUGGUCGUAUCGCCCGUUUUCUCAAAGCUGGCAAGUAUGCUGAGCGUGUUGGUGCUGGUGCCCCUGUUUACCUUGCUGCCGUCCUUGAAUACCUUGCUGCUGAGGUGCUUGAAUUGGCUGGGAAUGCUGCGAGGGACAACAAGAAAACUAGGAUAGUACCAAGGCAUAUACAGUUGGCAGUGAGAAAUGAUGAGGAAUUGAGCAAGUUGCUUGGUGAUGUUACUAUUGCCAAUGGUGGUGUUAUGCCCAAUAUUCACAACCUUUUGCUGCCUAAGAAAGCUGGUGGCUCCUCAAAGCCCUCAGCUGAUGAGGAUUAGAUUGGAAGGACAAUAGGGAAUUUCAAGUAUUAAGCCUUUAAUUUGGUUUUUGAAUAGCUGGUCCACAGAAAUUAUUUGGUUUCUCCAGUGUGAAAUCAAUUGUGUUUUGUUAGUUCUUUUAGUUUCUUUUAUAGUGUUAGGGUUUAUGUUAGUCUGUGUAUACAAAUGAAAUGAUGAAUGAAAGGCCCAUCUUAUAUUUUUGAAUUGCA
Nicotiana tabacum (common tobacco) is the source of this 702-nucleotide messenger RNA. RefSeq names its product histone H2A.6. Gene Ontology annotation, molecular function: protein heterodimerization activity; structural constituent of chromatin; DNA binding. The record is from RefSeq and is a predicted model, not a curated record. Gene Ontology annotation, cellular component: nucleosome. Lineage: Eukaryota; Viridiplantae; Streptophyta; Magnoliopsida; Solanales; Solanaceae.